AUGAAGUCCUCCAAUGAAGAUGUUGAGGGCAGCUCAACCAUUCACUACAUCAUGAGAUCUAUUCAGGAGAAGGAGGAGUUAAAAAUGAGAGGCAACAAGUUGAAUGCGGAGGUCAGCCAGGGCGAGCGGGAAUUGAAGGGCAUGCAGAACGCCGCUGCCCUCAUCCAGUGCAAAAAUAAGGUCAGGGUUAAAAAGGUCACGGAUUCAGCAGCACCACCACCGUCAUUGACAUCAUUACUCUCAGAGAAGGAAUCAUUAGAGUUGAAGCAGCUGGAGGGUAAGAUGGCCGUCUUGCUGAAAGAAAUCAACAUCGUGAAGAGGGAGAUGAAGGAUGUUAACGAUGAAGCUGCUAAGAUGAAAACGCAGAUUGACGGGUGCAUCAAGAAACAUCAAAACAAUCUUAAACAGUUUCGUGUUACUGAGUUUCAGAUGAAUUACAAGAGCGCCACGCACCCCUCCAACCAGCAAAUUUCGAAGAAACUUUUAGAGAUAGAGUUAUUGACAUUAGAGAAGUUGAACGAGUUGGCACUACAGCAGUUCUUCAAGGUUAUGUACAGGAAUGACGAACUGUCUGAGUUCGCCAUCAACAAGUUUGAUGAAAUGGGAUUGACGACGGCAUCCAAGUUCUUGAAUGUUUACAAGGUCAGCAGGUCAGCUUCAUCUCAGUCUCAUUUCAAGAUUGGAGGCUCGAAAAGCAUGAGUCAUUAUUUCAUGCCAGAUAGUGGCCACAGUGAGAUCACACAGUCCAUCUUUGUUCCCAAGGAUCGCAUCUUCAAGUCAACAAGACAUAUGGCGCAUGAUGCCAGUCUUGUCGAUCCGAGAAAUGAUUUGAACAUGGACAUAUCGACGUACCUUGUCCGAGGUUUACUUUGCUUUAUAAUUAAUUCCUCCCAUGUACUAUCCCUUAACAAAUUCUUCGUUAAAGUUGUCACGAGACGUUUGAGUUGCCAAACAGAUAAGCCAAGAGGUGCGAGGGAUGAUACAUUGAACAUGUGAUCUCAGCAUUUCAAUGAAUAAGUCGUACAAAAUGCACAAUAAGUGCCUGCCUCACUCAUUCACUCACUCAUUCGUACACUCAUUCACUCAAUCGUUCGUACACUCAUUAUCCACUCAUUCAUUCUUACGUUCAUUCAUUUAUUUCAUUCAUUAUUAAUACAUGAAUGAAUAAAUGAACGAAUGGAUAAAUGGUUGAACGAAUGAAUGAAUACACUAAUUAAUGAAUGAAUAAAUAAAUGGACGCUGUUUAUUUAGUUUUCUUUUUAUUAGUUAGCAUUUAUUGUUAAUUUUUUUAAUUUAUAACAAUUUAUAAUAAACUUUAUAAUAAUUUUUUGUUGUUGAAAACUUCUUCGUCUAGAUAUUUUAGUUAUUUAUUUCUGCGAUGAAUACAUAAGAUUAAAGUUACACGGUCUGGACUUUAUUUUCUUAAAAACAUUACAGAUGCAUUGAAUUGUUUCUAGUUAGACUUAACGAUUAUUUAAAUAAAUAAAUAAAACAUUCAAUCAGUUUAAUUAAACGUUUCGAUAAAAUAGUCCAAAAAUACGAAAAGAUAAACUUUACAGAUGCAAUAUUCACUCAGUCAUUGUAGAAUGUACCAACUAGAACCAGAACCUCUUAGGUCUUUCUUCAAUCCGCAUUUUUGAUUGCAGGCAUGGAUAUAAAAUACGGAUUUAUAUAUAUCCGUGAUUGCAGGCUAUAAAAUUGGGAGGUCAAAAACUCCAAUUGAAUGAUGCGUUGAGCCGAAUAGUGCUUUAAAGACCUUGGAAAUUCUUUUUAGCACCCUGGUUAUGUCAGGAUUACCAGGUGGCCCUAGAGAAAAGCAUAAUUUUUGGCUUUCUAAAGACCUAAGAAUUGCAAGCUAGUUUCACAACUGAUUUUUUGUUGCAAAUAUGUCC
Molecule: messenger RNA, 1892 nt
Organism: Helobdella robusta
Lineage: Eukaryota; Metazoa; Annelida; Clitellata; Rhynchobdellida; Glossiphoniidae
Exons: 10
Coding region: 1-996 (331 amino acids)
Source: RefSeq, a predicted model, not a curated record